AUGGAGUUGGAGGUGAUCGAGCAUUUACAACAGUGCUCAUGCAACUGCAACCAUAUGGGAUACGGAAAUGUUAUAGAUUAUCAACAGACCGUUCUCCAGGACUUACCGGACUUAACUGAAAUCCACUGCAAUGGCAUUCCGGAUCGAAAUAAUCCUGCUGACGUCACCAGGUUAUCACCAGAUGCCACCGAAGUCCACAGGCCAAAGAAAACCGAAGGCAAUUCCAAAAGACGAUACAUUUGUAUCGUCUUUUGUGUCUUAACCGUCCUGGUUGCAUCCGGAGUCGGCGUUCCAUUUUCCUUAGGCAUCGUGCCAGGGCUAAGGAGCAGCUCGCAGAAUAGGCUAGAGAUUAUCUAUAAGCUGCUCAAGGAUAACCCACUAAUUGAUGGUCACAACGAUCUUCCAUGGAAUCUACGUCGGUUCGGACACGGUAGUAUUGCAGGGGUCAAUUUAAGCUCAUCGGUAGCUACAAUUGACCCUUGGGCCACGUCACCCUGGUCCCAGACCGAUAUCCCGCGACUGAGGAAGGGGCAGCUGGGUGCCCAGUUUUGGUCAGCGUAUGUUCCUUGUGGGGCGCAAGGUCUGGAUGCAGUGCAGAUUGUUCUAGAACAAAUAGAUUUGAUUCGCAGACUAUCUGAGCUACAUCCGAGGCACUUGUCACUGGUCACCUCAACCAAAGGCAUUUUGGAAGCUUACAAAGCCGGUAAAAUAGCUUCCUUAAUAGGAGUAGAAGGUGGACAUGCCAUCGACGGAUCUCUCUCCGUUCUAAGAGCCUUGCAUAUGCUGGGGGCACGAUAUUUGACAGUAACCCACUCUUGUGACACCAGCUGGGCUGGUGCAGAAGAUUCGGAAAGAGGGCUAAGUGAUUUUGGCAGAGAAGUGAUACGCGAAAUGAAUCGUCUAGGAAUUAUGGUAGAUUUAUCCCAUGCCUCGUUGACUACAGUUAGAGAUGUAUUAAAUGUAACCAGGGCUCCAGUAAUUUUUUCACAUUCUUCUGCCAAAGCUUUGUGUAACGCAACACGUAAUGUUCCUGAUGAUAUUUUGACUUUACUUAAAGAUAAUGGAGGAUUGGUAAUGAUUAGCUUUUAUUCUUUUCACAUUGCUUGUGGUCGUACAGCAAGCAUCGCUGAUGUUGUAGAACAUAUAAAGCAUAUAAGAAAAAUAGCAGGAAUAAAUCAUAUUGGUUUAGGUGCAGGAUAUGAUGGCAUUGAUGUGACCCCAAGAGGUCUUGAAGACGUUUCUCGAUACCCACAUCUGCUUGCUGAGUUGUUAGAAGAUCCUACUUGGACGGAGGAAGAUGUUGCUUUGAUAGCUGGAGGUAAUUUGUUGCGAGUUUUAUCACAAAAUGAAAAAUUAACGGAACAGUGGCGAUUAGCGGCGGUUCCGCCAACGGAAUAUAUUGAUAACACUAUAAUUUCACAGUGUUCGAGAUCGAUGACAAAGUCAUGACGAUCGAGUCUAACUACUAUCGUGAAUUGCUAAAAUCAUUUCAGAUAAAUCAAUUCUUGUUACGAUAACUACUAUAAUAUAAAAAAUAA
Ctenocephalides felis (cat flea) is the source of this 1538-nucleotide messenger RNA. Its product is annotated as dipeptidase 1-like. The record is from RefSeq and is a predicted model, not a curated record. The transcript is spliced from 4 exons. Gene Ontology annotation, biological process: proteolysis. Bases 1 to 1449 code for a protein of 482 amino acids. Gene Ontology annotation, molecular function: metallodipeptidase activity. NCBI's taxonomy places the organism in Eukaryota, Metazoa, Arthropoda, Insecta, Siphonaptera, Pulicidae.